AUGGAUGCCUUAAAGGAGAAGUUAACCAGCAAUAUCGAAAUCAAUCCCUGUCGUGGUGAAGUCUAUCGGGUGGAAAUAACCGACGCCCAAGGCUACGAACAAAAAGGAGAUGAGGAUGGUAAACGUUUGGCAGUAGUAGUUUCUAAUAAUCAGCAAAACUCCAAAAAAAAUGUGGUUGUUAUCGUUCCCCUUUCCAGCAAAGUCAAGAAAAUUUAUCCUUUUCAGGUGGCUACUUUUUUCCAAAGCAAGCCUGGCAAAGCCAAAUGCGAGCAAGUAAGAGCGAUUACUAUUGAACGAUUUGAGGAGAAACUGGGUGAAUUAACUGAAAAAGAAAUGAAUGAGAUUGAGGAGAAAUUAGUUUUUGUUUUGCAUUUGGAAAAAGGAAAAAACGACAAUCAUUCCUCAACUUCACCAAAGUCAAAUAAUAAAAAUAACCAAAUUAGUGAUAACGAAAAAUCCCAACUCCGUCAAUAUUUAAUCAAAAAUGGCAUCAGCAAAAUUAGUUUAGAGAAUGGUAAAUUAGUAAUUGAGUAUAGUGAAAAUAAUAAAAAAACUAUAACCGAUGAAGACCGAGAAUUAAAAAGUUAUCGCCAAAUUAUUGAAAAAUUGCCUAAUCAAUCCCUUUCUCUAACUGAAUUACAAAAAAAUAACACUACUAAUCCUUCUACUCCAGACAAAAAUAAUACUGGAAUUUUUGUUGCUAGCCAAAAAGAAAACGAACAAUUACAAAAAACUACUAUUCCUUCGCUGCUGAAUAUCACUCGUUCUUGGUAUUUUUUGGAUUUAAAAAAUAAAAUAGUUGCUAGCGAAAAAGAAGACGAACAAUUACAAGGAACUACUAUUCCUUCGCUGCUGAAUAUCACUCGUUCUUGGUAUUUUUUGGAUUUAAAAAAUAAAAUAGUGGGCAAAGAAGCCACGGGGAAAAUUGUUGACUUGCUGCGUGGUAAAAAUCGAAGGGAUUUUACCCCUAAUUCAGACUUAGGGAAUUAUGUCGUGCUAGUAAAUGCUAAGCAUAUGAGUUUUACUGGUAAUAAAUUAGACAAAAAAAAUUAUUAUAACCAUUCUGGCUAUCCGGGUGGACUACGCACAAGAAGUGCUCGCUUAAUGUUAGAAUCAUAUCCCACCGAGUUAGCUUUUCGGAUUAUUAGAGGAGAAAUUAACCGAAUAGAAAUAAUAAAUGAUGGAGUGAGACAUAAUAAUGAAAAGUCCACGGGGAAAAACUAUCAAAAAUACCAACAAUUUGCUCCGGAUGAAAGUCAAACUGAUGCUUGGUCAAGCGGUCAAAUAGUAGACAUGUGGAGAGGUAUCUAUCUUGAUUCGUUUGAAUUAGUAGAAAUAAUUGAGGAUUAUAAUAAGGGAGGAGAUAACAAACUUAUUCUAAAAAUUAAGGAAAGAAAAAUAACUACUUCUGGCUUUUCUCCAACCAUUAAUUAUUUACUAAUUAAUUUUGGAACCACUGGUGCUGGAAUGCAUGAGUAUGCGACUGAAUUGCAGGUGGGAAAAAAGUAUCAUUUUAAUGGAGAUAAUUUGGAAAAUACUAAAAUUUUAAUUGGUAAGCAAUUAGAUUUAAAUAACUCAGUCGACAAAAUUCCGGAAAUCCGAGUUUUCAAUGAAGAGGGGGAAAUAAUUACUCAUGGACCAAUAGUGCCAACAAAUGGUUCUAAACCACCUACUAACAACCAAAAACCCACUAACUCCAAAUUAGCCAACUUAAAAAUCAUUUUCCAAAAAUUAGAUAUUAAAAAGAUUAUUUUUGAAAAUGGUAAGUUAACCAUUGAGUUUAAUAAUCAGCAAACUAAUUCAGUAGAGACAAUAACUGACAAUCAAGAAUACUCAGCAAUUAAAAAAUAUUGUCAGGAACACAAUAAAAAAGAACUCACUAGUCAUGAAUUAACCAUUACUGCAACUAGUUCCAAUAACUCCACUCCAAAUAACAAUAACCACCAGUUGUUAAUUGGAAGACGCAAAGAAGCGACUGCCCGUGUCUAUUUAAAAGAAGGCAAGGGGCAAGCCCAAAUCCGAACCAACGACGGAAAAGAAAAAGAUUUAAAAGAUUAUUUUUAUAUGGAACCUUCUUUAUGUGAAGAUAUUUAUCAACCGCUUAAAUUAUUCAGCAAGGAAAAUGCUUUUGAUUUUUUUGUCCGAGUAAAAGGCAGCGGUUUUCAUAGUCAAGCCAAAGCCAUUAGGUUAGGGGUGGCACGAGCUUUAUUAAAUAUUUCCCCCGAAUAUAAAAUAACUCUGAAAAGUUUUUCGCUACUAACGCGGGAUGCUCGCCGAGUAGAAAGAAAAAAAGUUGGUUUCAAAAAGGCUCGCAAAAAAACUCAAUUCUCCAAACAAAAAGAUUUAAAAGAUUAUUUUUAUAUGGAACCUUCUUUAUGUGAAGAUAUUUAUCAACCGCUUAAAUUAUUCAGCAAGGAAAAUGCUUAUGAUUUUUUUGUCCGAGUAAAAGGCAGCGGUUUUCAUAGUCAAGCCAAAGCCAUUAGGUUAGGGGUGGCACGAGCUUUAUUAAAAAUUUCCCCCGAAUAUAAAAUAACUCUGAAAAGUUUUUCGCUACUAACGCGGGAUGCUCGCCGAGUAGAAAGAAAAAAACAUCGGAAAGAUAGGCAAGAUAGUGCUCGUAGUCAACUUUUUCUGAAAGUGCGAAGAAAAAUUGAAAAUAUUAUCAGAGAAGAGCACGAAGUUAACGAAAAAUCUUUAAGCAUUGCUCGCGAAAAUAAGUUUCCCAAAGAAAAAGUUUAUCAGAUUUGA
This is a messenger RNA of Entrophospora sp. SA101, 2748 nucleotides long. Lineage: Eukaryota; Fungi; Glomeromycota; Glomeromycetes; Entrophosporales; Entrophosporaceae. The record is from the annotation of a GenBank genome assembly.